ACUCAACUCAGUGCAUACAGAGGAAGCAAAGUUUGCAGUUGAAGUGAGUGAAAGCUAUGGUAAUGAAGUAAGAAGAUCACAAAAUAAGAACAAAAUGAAAACUUCUCGUUUACUCGUGUUUGCAGUCACUGCACUGUUAUGUUGGCAUUGCAGCAGCGGUCAGCAGAGAGGGUUGUUUCCUGCUGUGCUAAAUCUUGCCACUAUGGCUGAAAUCAGUACCAAUGCCACCUGUGGUCAAAAUGGGCCUGAAAUGUAUUGUAAACUGGUAGAACAUGUUCCUGGACGACCAUUUAGGAACCCACAGUGCAGAGUCUGUGACUUGAGCAGUGGAAAUCCGAAGGAACGGCAUCCGAUAACAAAUGCAAUUGAUGGCACGAACAGAUGGUGGCAAAGCCCCAGCAUUCAAAAUGGAAUGGAAUACCAUUAUGUGACCAUCACUCUAGACCUAAAACAGGUGUUCCAGAUUGCAUAUGUUAUAAUAAAGGCAGCCAAUUCUCCACGCCCUGGGAAUUGGAUUUUGGAGCAUUCAAUUGAUGGAAUAACUUACAAACCAUGGCAGUAUUACGCUGUAACAGAUACAGAAUGCCUUACUCGUUACAAUAUUGUGCCUAGGCCAGGUAACCCAACGUAUACAUCAGAUGAUGAAAUUAUUUGCACCUCAUUCUAUUCAAAAAUUCAACCUCUGGAAAAUGGUGAGAUUCACACUUCCCUUAUCAAUGGAAGGCCGAGUGCUGAAGAUCCAUCCUCAACUUUGCUGGAGUUCACCUCGACUCGUUAUAUUCGUCUGAGGCUUGAGAGAAUUCGGACACUUAAUGCUGAUCUUAUGACUUUAGCAUACAAUGAUCCAAAGGAUAUUGACCCUAUUGUUACAAGAAGGUAUUACUACUCUCUGAAAGACAUUUCUGUUGGUGGGAUGUGCAUCUGCUACGGACAUGCAAGUGCUUGUCCUCUCGAUUUAGUAACAAAUAAAUUUAGCUGCAAAUGUGAGCACAACACCUGUGGGGAAAGUUGUGAUCGUUGCUGUCCUGGAUUCCAUCAGAAACCCUGGGAAGCUGGAACAUUUUAUAGCAGAAAGUUAUGUGAACAAUGUAAUUGCCAUGGAAAAGCUAGAGAUUGCUACUAUGACCAGAAUGUAGCCAACAGGAGCCAGAGUUUAAACAUAAAGGGAGAGUACAUUGGUGGAGGUGUAUGUAUUGACUGUGCUAACAAUACAACUGGGAUAAAUUGUGAGACCUGCAUUGAUGAAUACUUCAGACCUGAAUGGGUUUCCCCUUUUGAACCAAAUCCAUGUUUACCUUGCUUGUGCAAUCUAAUUGGGUCCUUGCAUAAUAAAUGUAUUAAGGAUAUCAAACGCAUGGAAGGAGGUUUGCUUCCUGGCUCUUGCCACUGCAAGGCUGGCUAUGGUGGAGAUAAAUGUGACAGAUGUGCAUUUGGUUUCACUGGCUAUCCUAGUUGUGUUCAAUGUAACUGUAGUAUUGAUGGAAGCUUGAAUGAUGAUCCGUGUAUUGGACCAUGCAUUUGCAAGGCCAAUACUGAAGGAGAAAACUGUGACCAAUGUAAGACAGGAUUCUUCAACUUGCAGUCAGAGAACUACCAUGGUUGUGACCAGUGUUUCUGUUCAGGGAUAUCCAGUGAAUGUGAUUCCUCUCAAUGGACCUAUGAUAACGUGACUGACAUGUUUGAUUGGUUCCUCACCAAUUUGGAAGGCAUUUCAAAAAUUCUGCCCAGGCAGCAGAACGUAGAUGGGUUAUUGCAGGUGAACAUUAAUGAAUAUGAACGCAACAGGAUUCUACUACAGCCAUAUUAUUGGAGUGCGCCAAGUGCAUAUUUGGGCCAAAAGCUGACAGCCUAUGGAGGGAAAUUGAUUUUCACCAUCUCUGCUGACUCCACAGGAUAUCUGUCUCACAAUCAAAAGUCUCAAAUCUUCUUAGAGGGUAAUGGUAUCCUCAUAAGCAAUGGUGUUGAAAGAAUUGAGCUUGAUCCAUUGACAGACCACACCAAAAUGAUAGUUCUACGACCUGAGAAUUUUGUGAUUCAUUCCACAAUGUCACUGGUAAACAGGAAGGACUUCAUGACUGUUCUGGCAAACAUUACCCGUCUUCUAAUAAGGGCCACCUAUAGCUACGACCAGACUGCCAUCUAUAGGUUGAGCUCUGUUAUUCUCCAGACAGCUAAUCCAAAUUCAUUAGGCCAACAUACAGCUACAAGCGUUGAGAUUUGUCACUGUACCCCCGAGUACUCUGGCACAUCUUGUGAAUCCUGUGCACCUCGGUACAGACGAGUAAAUGGCACCCUCUACGGAGGAAUCUGUGAACCAUGUGUUUGUUAUGGCCAUUCUAACUAUUGUGAUGAUGUUACUGGGGAAUGUUUGAAUUGCCUGCAUGAUACCACUGGCCCAUUUUGUGAUAAGUGUCGGUCUGGCUUUUAUGGAGACACAACUCGGGGAACGCCCAAUGAUUGUCAUCCUUGCAGCUGUCCACUGCUAAUUCCUACAAAUAAUUUUAGUCCAACCUGUCACCUGGAUUCUAGGGGAGAGAUAAUAUGUGACCGGUGCCCUCCUGGAUAUUCAGGAUCUCGGUGUGACAGGUGUUCUGAAGGCUUCUUUGGGCGACCUAGUAAACCUGGUGGAUUAUGCCAGCCCUGCCUGUGCAAUGGUAACCUUGAUCUGUCAGUACCUGGCAGCUGCAAUUCAUUGACAGGAGAGUGUCUACGCUGUAUUGAGGGAAUUUCUGGUCAGUUCUGUGAUGAAUGUGCUGAAGGAUUCUUUGGAGAUGCUAUUGUAGCCAGGAAUUGCCGACCCUGUGAAUGCCAUGUUAAUGGAUCUGUUGCUGAGCUCUGUGACAAGCAGACUGGACAAUGCCAGUGUAAACACAAUGUUGCAGGAAGAAAGUGUGAUCAUUGCUUGAGUGGAACUUAUCUGCAUUCUUCAAGGGGUUGCAUUCCCUGUAACUGCAAUUCCUUUGGAUCAAAAUCAUUUGACUGUGAUGAUAAAGGCCGGUGCAGAUGUCAGCCUGGAGUGGCGGGGCAAAAAUGUGACAGAUGUGCCCCAGGCUUUCACAACUUCCAAGAAGGCGGCUGUGUUCCAUGUGAAUGUGCCCAUGUUGGCAAUCAUUGUGAUUCAGAAACCGGACAGUGUGUCUGCCCUCCAAAUACAGUGGGUGAAAAAUGUGACAAAUGUGCUGCACAUUUCUGGGGUCAUAACUUUGCCAGUGGAUGUAAACCCUGUAACUGUACUAUUGAGGGAUCGUUAAACCUACAGUGUGACGAUGUAACAGGCUGCUGCUUCUGCCGUCCAGAAUUCACAGGAGAAAAGUGUGACCGAUGCAGAGCAGGUUAUUGGAAUUAUCCACAAUGCAGGCUUUGUGACUGUGGUUUGGCAGGGACAGAGAGUCAAACCUGUGAUGAAGUCGGAAUUUGUUCAUGUGCAGUAUAUAAUGGACAGUGUAACUGUAAGGUGAACGUGGAGGGAAUUAGUUGUGAUAGGUGCAAGACUGGUGCUUUUGCACUCUAUUCAAGCAAUCCUCAUGGAUGCAGUAGUUGUUACUGCUCAGGUGUGACUACACAAUGUACUGAGGCAAAAGGGCUGAUCCACAGGAGACUGAUGCUUAAAUCUGAUCAGACUGUACUGGAAAUAGUAAAUAAAUUCAAUGACAGAAAAACAACCAGUGGUGUCUUUCAUCAGCAUCCAGAGAUAGUAGCAAACGUAGGCAUAGUGAUCAAGCAUCUUCUUUAUGAGCCUUUUUACUGGAAACUUCCAGAACAGUUUGAAGGGGAAAAGCUCAUGGCCUAUGGUGGCAAGCUGAGGUAUGCCAUUUACUUUGAAGCUAGAGAAGAAGUGGGUCAAUCUACCUAUGAGCCACAAAUUAUUAUGAGAGGUGGGCCCACAAGAGAGAUGACUGUUGUACGACAUGUAUCUGCUCCUCAAAUAGGUCAGCUAACCAGACAUGAGGUAGAGCUCACUGAGCAUGAAUGGAAAUAUGACAAUUCACCAGAUGGCAGACCUGUGUCUCGCAAAGACUUCAUGGAUGUACUAUAUGACAUUGAUUCCAUCCUCAUCAAGGCAUCUUAUGGGACUUUCAUGAGACAAACCAGAAUCUCAGAAAUAUCUCUGGAAGUGGCUGAAGCCAGUGAUAGCUACUUCCUGGCAGAACAUGCCCAACAGAUUGAGCAAUGCUUUUGCCCAGAAAGUUAUUCCGGACUGUCAUGCCAGGAUUGUGCCCUAGGUUAUUACAGAACAUCAUUGAGAUCAACAAUCAGGGGGCCCAGACCGAUGGUGUGGAACUGUGUACCUUGUCAGUGCAAUGGCCAUAGUGAAACCUGUGACCGUAAGACCUCCAUAUGUCAGAAUUGUCGUGACAACACAGCUGGUGGCCAUUGUGAAGUGUGUGCUCCUGCGUACUAUGGGAUAGUAAGAGGAUCGCCAAAUGAUUGCCGUCCUUGUGCUUGCCCUCUUCAGAUUUCCAGUAACAACUUUAGUCCUACUUGCAUUAUGGAAGGACAUAAUGCUUACCGCUGUGAUGCAUGUCAAGAGGGAUAUGAGGGGCAGUACUGUGACAGGUGUGCACCUGGUUACUAUGGUAAUCCAAGAAUUGAAGGAAGCUCUUGUAUACAAUGUGAGUGUGAUCCUUUUGGUUCAUUACCUGUACCAUGUGACAAAGCCACUGGUCAGUGUAAAUGCAAACCAGGAAUGAAGGGCUGGACCUGUGAUAGCUGCAUGGAGUGGCAUGUUCGUGAAGGCACGAAAUGUAUUUCUUGUGAUGAUGAAUGCACGGGACUUCUGCUGAAUGACCUUGAACACCUUAAUCAACUGAUUACAAGGCUGAAUCUCUCUGGACCCUUCCCUCCUCCUUAUAAGGUGCUUUACAGAUAUGAAAAUGUAUCUCAAGAAUUGAAGUACCUAAUGUCACCUCAGAGAGCACCAGAGAGACUUCUACAGCUGGCUGAUAGUAACCUGGAUACCUUAAUCACAGAGAUGGAUGAAUUACUGAACAGGACAACAAAAGUUUCAGCAGAUGGUGAGCAAACUGAUAAGGACACCGAGAAGACUUACAAACGAGCAAUGGAGUUAGAAAAUUCCAUCAGAUAUACUGUGUUGGCUUCUGAAGAUUUAAAAGAAAAAACUAUAAAAUUAAAUGAAACACUGAGAAUCAAAGAUGGGGUUACAGAGAAAAAUCUGCAAUACAUGCAAAAGCAUAUUGAAAAGAUGAUUGCAGAGAUGCGUGAGAGAUCAUUUGAAAAACACGAAGAAAUGGCUGAAGAUGAACUUGAGGCUGCCAGUGCGCUUUUGGAGAAGGUGAAAAAGAUGUUUGACGAUCCCCAUAAGACCACUGGAGGGCUGAAGGAUGAGCUCAUGAACAAACUAGCUGACUACAAAGACAAAUUUGAUGAAGCCCAAGAGCUAUUGAAAGAAGCACAAGAAAAAAUCAAGCAGACUAAUCACCUGUCUGCUGUUAAUCAGAAAAAUAUGACUGCAUUGGAGAAAAGAAAACAGGGAGUUGAAGAUAGUAAGAAGGACACAGAAGACAUUCUUAAUGAAGGUCAUUACCUUGUAGCUGAAGCUAAACGACUUUUGGAAGCAGUCUCUUUGGGAUUAGAUGAUCUAGAAGAGCAAAAACAUCUGGAACAUUUAAUUACAGAGCUAAAAGACAAAAUGGAUGCACUUGCAGCUGGCAUUCAUGAUGAUAAACUUCCAGAACUGGUCCUUCAUGCAGAGUAUCAUGCUGCAGAACUUAAUGACUCAUCUGGAAUCCUGGAUGGCAUCCUUGCUGAAGCCAAGAAUCUGUCCUUUAAUGCAACUGCAGCCUUCAAAGCUUAUACAAAUAUCAAAGAUAAAAUUGAUGAAGCUGAAAAAGUGGCAAAAGAAGCCAAGGAUACAGCCAAUCAAGCUGUGAGGCUGGCAUCUGGUCCAGAUGGAUCUUUGAAGGAAACUGCAAAGAGUUCACUACAAAGAAGCUUUAGACAGUUGAAUGAGGCCAAACGAUUGGGAGCAGAUGUAAAAGAAAAAGGAGAUGACUUGAAUAAUUUACAAAAUAGGCUAAACGAUGGUACUGCAAAAAACAAAGGCUUGCUAAAAGCCUUAAAUGAUAGCCUUGUAAAAUUCCACGCCAUUCCCAAAGAUGCAAGCACAAAGAUACAAGCAGCUAAAGAUAAAGCUAAACAAGCAAAUGAUACUGCAAAUGCAGUGCUGGCAGAAAUAAAAGAUCUGAACCAGAAUCUACUUGGAUUGCAGGACAACUGCAGCAAGCUGAAAGAUGACAUUGCUAAAGCAAAUGCUGCCAUUAACACACCAGCUAAAACGAUUGCUGAUGCUGAUAUGAAAGUUAAAGAAUUGGAAGACAAGACAGAUAAGUUGCUGAAUAAACUAAAACCUAUCAAAAAUCUUCAGGACACUCUAGGCAAGAACAUCUCUCACAUCAAAGAGCUUAUAAAUCAAGCCCGUAAACAUGCCAACUCAAUAAAAGUAUCAGUCUCAUCUGGUGGUGAUUGUAUCCGCACUUACCGUCCUGACAUAAAAAAGGGCACCUACAAUUCAAUUGUUCUGAAUGUGAAGACGUCAGAGCUUGAGAAUCUACUAUUUUAUCUUGGUAGUGCAAAAUAUACUGACUUCUUAGCAAUUGAGAUGCGAAAAGGCAAAGUCAACUUCCUGUGGGAUGUAGGAUCUGGUGUUGGACGUGUUGAAUAUCCAGACUUGAUCAUUAAUGACCAGUACUGGUACAGAAUUGAAGCCUCUAGGUUUAGAAGAAAUGGUACAGUUUCUGUACGUGCGCUAGAUGGUCCAAGGGCAAGCAUCAUGCCAACCACAUAUAGUGCAGUAUCACCUGAAGGCUAUACAAUUCUUGAUGUGGAUGAAAAUGCUUACCUGUUUGUUGGUGGUCUAACAGGAGAAGUGAAGAAAUCAGAUGUGGUCAAAACAACCACUUUCUCUGGCUGUAUGGGAGAAACUUAUUUGGAUCGUAAACCUAUUGGAUUAUGGAAUUACAGAGACAGACAGGGAGAAUGCAAAGGCUGUGUUGUGAGUCCACAACCCACUGACACUGAAGGCACAGUACAGUUUGAUGGAGAAGGUUAUGCAGCUGUUGGUCGACCAACUCGCUGGAAUCCAAAUAUGUCAGCGAUCAUAUUCAAAUUCAGGACUUUUACUUCAGAUGCACUGCUCAUGUACCUUGCCACAAAGGAUCUGAGAGAUUUCAUGAGCGUUGAACUGACUGAUGGGCGAAUAAAGGUUAGUUAUGACCUUGGCUCAGGUGCAGCUAAUGUCACCAGUAGAGGACGCCACAAUGAUGGGAAAUGGAAAACUUUCACCUUAUCAAGAAUUCUGAAACAAGCAAAUAUUUCCAUACGUGAUACAACAAGCAAUAAAGAAGAAAACCUGGUCAUAAUUUCCUCAGGAACGAACUUUGGUCUCAAUCUGAAAUCUAGUGAGAAGAUAUAUUUUGGUGGUUUGCCUCUCUUACAAAAUUUAAGUAUGAAGGCCAGGCCUGAAGUCAAUUUAAAGAAAUAUAGUGGCUGCCUCAGAGAUAUAGAAAUUUCCCAGUCACCAUAUAAUUUGUUGAGUGGCACAGAUUACCUGGGAUUAACAAAAGGCUGUAUAUUGGAGAAUGUCCACACUGUUAGCUUCCAUAAACCUGGAUUUGUUGAGCUUCAACCACAUGCAUUGAAUGUAGGCACAGAAAUAUCUCUUUCCUUCAGCACUAAAAAUGAGACUGGAAUGAUACUUUAUGGAAGUGGAAAAGCUUCAGCUCAACUCAGGAGAAAACGCCGCCAAACUGGACAGGUCUACUAUGCAGUUUUCCUAAACAGAGGGCGCUUGGAAGUACAUAUCGCUACUGGAACUCGAGAACAUCGGCGUGUCACAAUAAAACCAGAAUCUGUAGUGUUCAAUGAUGGAAAGGAACAUAGUGUUAGACUGCAUAGAUCUAAAGGGUUGCUUGUAGUGCAAGUGAAUGAAGAAAAAGCUCAAAGACAACGACUACCCAAUGAUCUGCCUCUCAAUAUUAAAAGGCUGUUUGUUGGAGGUGUUCCUGUUUCAUUCCAAGUCAGCCAAUUAAGAAGUAUCACACCUUUUGAAGGCUGUAUAUGGAACUUAGUUAUUAAUUCAGUACCACUGGACUUUGCUCAACCAGUAUCUUUUGAGCAUGCAGACAUUGGGAGGUGCCCUACCCUAAAACCUUCAAAACCACUUCCUGAUGAGGAAACUGAGACAGCUGAAAUCACAGUCAAACCUAUCACAGAACUGGAAAAAAUUCCUACACCUGCUCCAAAUACAUGUGCGGUGGACAUAUCCCCAGUGACACUGCUGAGAGCUAAGCGCUUUGGUCUCUCCAAAAACAGUCAUAUAGCCAUGGAGUUUGAUGAUACCAAAGUCAAAACUAGGCUAAUAAUUGAGUUUGAAAUCCAAACAGAAGCAGAAUCUGGUCUUGUAUUUUAUAUGGCCAGAAUUAACCAUGCAGACUUUGCAACCAUUCAAGUAAAAGAUGGAAUGGCUCAUUUCAGCUAUGAUCUUGGAAGUGGAAAUGCAAGCACAAUUGUUCAAAAGAAGAUAAAUGAUGGUGAAUGGCAUAAGGUCAGAAUUGUCCGGGAUAGGAAGAGAGUAACAGUUACAAUUGGUCUCAACGUGGCAACUACAGUUAGUCCUAAAAAUGCAGAUAUUCUGGAUGUUGUAGGUAUGAUUUAUAUUGGAGGAUUGCCAAAGAACUACACAACAAGAAGAAUUGGCCGUGUAGUCUACAGUAUAAAUGGUUGCCUCCGUAACUUUAAAUUGAACAACAACACUUUUGAUCUGAAUAAUCCGACUUCCAGCCUUGAUGUUGGUGUCUGUUUUCUUAAUAGUCAAAGAGGAAAUUAUUUUGAUGGAACAGGUUUUGCUAAAGCAGUUGCACAUUAUAGGGUCGGAACAGAUUUACGAAUAGAGUUUGAUUUCCGCACUUCUCAAAGAGAUGCAGUCUUGCUGGGAAUCAGCAGUCAGAGAGUGGAUGGACUGGGCAUUGAACUAGUUGGUGGAAAAAUAUUUGUUCACGUAGACAAUGGGGCUGGCAUAUUUACAGCUGUCUAUGAGCCUUCACACUUCAAUGGUUUGUGUCAAGGACAGUGGCACAAUGUUGUGGUCAAUAAAAUUAAAUACCGUUUGGAGCUGAUAGUUGAUGGAGAGAAAGUAGAAAGCAGAAGCUUAAGUGUAACCUCCACUGCAACUGACACCAAUGAUCCAAUCUUUGUUGGAGGGUAUCCAGGUGACAUGAAACAGUUAGCAUUGACCAUUGAUACUCCUUUCAAGGGUUGCAUACGUAACCUGAAACUAACAAAGGGAACGCAGACUCUAGAAGUUGACUUCAGCAAAGCAGUCGAGCUCCAGGGAGUUCAACCCCUUACCUGUCCUGCAUAAUGGAAUCCACUGGUGUGUUUUAAACAAAAAUGAAAGUAUAUGGUUCAAAAUAAGCCUAUAUAUCUUGUACAUGGCAGAAACAUUUUUGCUGAUACAAAUUAAACAGUACCUUCAUAUUACAUUAAUACUAUUUUUUUCUCUGUACUAAACAUUAUGACUCUAAAAUAUUUUCUCAGUUUUCAUUUAUUCAUUAAAACUAAAGUAAGUAUU
Carcharodon carcharias (great white shark) is the source of this 9589-nucleotide messenger RNA. It is a transcript of the gene lama2, whose product is annotated as laminin, alpha 2. Gene Ontology annotation, cellular component: basement membrane. The transcript is spliced from 64 exons. Lineage: Eukaryota; Metazoa; Chordata; Chondrichthyes; Lamniformes; Lamnidae. The record is from RefSeq and is a predicted model, not a curated record. Bases 95 to 9379 code for a protein of 3094 amino acids. Gene Ontology annotation, molecular function: extracellular matrix structural constituent; signaling receptor binding. Gene Ontology annotation, biological process: regulation of embryonic development; regulation of cell migration; cell adhesion.